AAAUCCAAGAUUGUAACCGACAGCAAAGAUCCUAUAAGAGCUUUGACCGACAGCGCUGAGUCUGUAUCGCUGUUUCUCCGCCGUUGCUGCCCAGCGCGCCGCUUGACUCGGGGGUGACUCGGUGCAGCGUGGAGUCGGCGCCCGUUGAACAGAGGGGACAUGCGGCGCUCUAUCGGGAAGGUGGAUGGUCUGAUGUGGCUGCUGGCAGGUCUCCACACUGCGGCGCUGUGCAGAGCAGGAACGGCAGCCACCGCGGGCUCCAUCACCACCAUCCCCGUGGGUGGAACGGUGAUGUUCCCCAUCCUACAUCACAGCCAGGAGAGGUUCGAGGUAGCGAUGGGGCGGGUCCAUCCCGAUCUUGCAAUCCUGGCCUGGAAGUCUGACAGCCCGGAGUAUCCAUACAUGGUGCGCCCGUCCUACAGGAACAGGGUCCGCUUCCGACGGGACACCUUCAUCGAGCUGCGGGCCGUGAGGCCGGGUGACCAGGGGACGUACGAGGUGCAGACAAACUACUUGGGGAAGGAGCUGAGGGACCGUGACCGGGAGCACUUUGAGCUGCGAGUGAUCGAGCCGAUGUCCACACCGACCGUGGAGGUCAGCCACAACUCGUCGCAUCUCACGCUGAACUGCUCCACCACCAGCGGCUGCCCCGUCACCUACCGGUGGGAGCGGCGAUCGCAGGAUCCCGGCGUGGGGAACGCCACCUUCCCCGGAGCCGUGCUGUACCUGCCGCACCCGGGGCAGCACACCUGCGCCUACAGCUGCGUCGCAGAAGAUUGCUGCAGCAGCCGUGCAGUCCCUGCAACGCUGCACUGCCACGCCCAACCCAGAGGGUCCAGGAGUCGUUGGGUGAUCGUUCUCUCCGUGUCCCUUCUCGCUGUGAUCCUUCUCACUGUUGCCGUGCUGGGAGUCUGGGCAUCGAAUCUCCGCAGAAACCGUGCUGAACAAGGAGCGGGGUGUGGGACCGGGAAAGUUGCAGAGUGUGGACCGGUGUACGUGGGGGUCACAGUGCACCCAGUCGCUGGGUGAUGGGGAACGAGUUUGCUGCUGUCCCAUCUCUGUGGCAGAUGUGAGUCCCCUGUCCCUGGUUCCAGUGCCCCCCAGCCUGACACUGUGGGGACGUGUAGGGGGAGGGGAGAUCACUGGACAGAUGAAGACUACAGAAUGUAUGAACUAUGAGGAAUUGAGGACCAUGGCCACCAACAAACCGUGAUGUCACCGAUUGGGGGUUUGAAGAUUCUGUCUGUGUUCUCCGUCUAUUUGUCUGUCUUUUCUCUGUAUUUUGUUUUAUUCCUAACGCAGUACAAUGUCCGUGCCGAACAUGAUGCCUUCAGACUUUAGAAUCACAGUGUUAAAUUUUAAAAGAUUAAUAUGUGAAUGACUUGUAAAAUAUACCAUCAACCUGAACAAAACUUGAUACAACACACCACAGGACAAUGGUGAUUAAGGUGGUCCAAAAUUGUAGCGCUAUCUUGUACCGUUUUGGAGUUUCAGGAACUCCGCACAGACAGACAUAGAAACAAACAAGAUGAGAGUUUUAGUAAUAUUUAGACGUGUGGGGAAGUUUUACUUUGUUACAAAGUGAUGGGGCCCGGAACACGUGGUCAAGGGUGGUGGUGGAGGCAGAUAUGAUAGUGGAGGUUCACAGGCACAUGGUUAUGGGGGGGGGAUGUGGAUCAUGUACAGGCAGAUGUAAUGAGGUUAUUUUGGCAUUGUGUUCAGAAUGGACAUUGUGGGCCGAAGGGCCUGUGUUGUACUUUUCUAUGUUCUAUAAGAAUCUUGUGGUAAACUUUACCAAAGUCUAUAUAUACAACAUCUAUCCAAUCCCCAUUGACUAUUGCAUUUGUUGCUCUUUGGGAAAGUGUAAUUUAUACAAAGUCUGACUAUUGAUGCUAUGGAUGUUUGUUCUGCAUGUUUUAGUGCAGCUUGUGAUGACAUUGUAACAUACGCUUUGUACAUAUUAAAUCAGAUUUAUUUUAACACCU
Leucoraja erinaceus (little skate) is the source of this 1985-nucleotide messenger RNA. RefSeq lists its product as uncharacterized. The transcript has 6 exons. Lineage: Eukaryota; Metazoa; Chordata; Chondrichthyes; Rajiformes; Rajidae. The record is from RefSeq and is a predicted model, not a curated record. Bases 160 to 1029 code for a protein of 289 amino acids.